This is a messenger RNA of Eucalyptus grandis, 2502 nucleotides long. Its product is annotated as NADPH-dependent diflavin oxidoreductase 1. The record is from RefSeq and is a predicted model, not a curated record. NCBI's taxonomy places the organism in Eukaryota, Viridiplantae, Streptophyta, Magnoliopsida, Myrtales, Myrtaceae. Gene Ontology annotation, molecular function: flavin adenine dinucleotide binding; NADPH-hemoprotein reductase activity; FMN binding. Bases 249 to 2138 code for a protein of 629 amino acids. Gene Ontology annotation, cellular component: cytosol. The transcript is spliced from 12 exons.
UCGGCGGGUUUUGUCUUGAAACCUCCGGUCUGUGACAAACCGGCCCUCUUCUCCGUGCCUGCCUACACCCCGCCGGAAAUUCCGAAACCCAAGCCGCUCGAGCUCGCCGGAGAAGAAAGAGAGAGAUCACUCGGCGGUCACCGGGCGACGGCGAGUCUCGCCAUCGGGGUUCAGCCGAUCGUCGCUCACUCGUCGUGACCUCAAUCUCGCUCCCGAGGGAUCACGUCGGUUCGUAUCCCCCAGGGGCCAUGACGGAGACCAAGUCCAAGAAGCUGCUGAUCCUGUACGCGACUCAGACCGGAAACGCCAUGGACGCGGCGGAGCGCGUCGGCCGCGAGGCCGACCACCGGGGCUGCCCCGCUUCGGUCCUUUCCGUGGACGAAUACGACGCCAGCUUGUUACCUCUCGAGGAUAUGGUCGUGUUUGUGGUUUCGACCACGGGCCAGGGGGAUCCGCCGGAUUCCAUGAAGGUGUUUUGGAGGUUUCUUUUGCAGAGAAAUCUGAACCAGCAUUGGUUGGAGGGAGUGCGUUAUGCCGUGUUUGGGUUAGGUGAUUCUGGUUACCAGAAAUACAAUUUUGUUGCCAAAAAACUUGAUAAGAGACUUUCUGAUCUUGGAGCACAGGCCAUUGUUGAAAGAGGUUUAGGGGAUGACCAGCAUCCUUCAGGGUAUGAAGGUGCUCUGGACCCUUGGUUGUCAUCCUUGUGGAGAAUGUUAUAUCAGAUGAAUCCAAAGCUAUUACCCGAUGGUCCAGAUUAUGUGAUAUCAGAUAAGAAAUUUCUGGAUCUGCCAAAGGUUCAGAUCAGAUACCAUGCCGCUGAUGAAGUGAAUCCGCAAUAUGCAGUUGGUUCAGGCGUGUCAUGCACAGAGAUUGAAAUUGAGAAGGCUCGCUCUAUGUCUCCUGCAAGAUUCUCUGGUCGCCAAACAAGACCUGAUUGCUUUCUUAAAUUGGUAAAAAAUCAUUGCUUGACCAAGGCAGGCUGUGGAAAGGAUGUGCGUCACCUCGAAUUUAACUUUGAGUCAUCCGCUAUUGAAUAUGAUGUAGGUGAUGUUCUGGAAAUUCUUCCUGGUCAAGAUCCUAAGGCAGUUGAUGCUUUCUUGGAGUGUUGUCAUUUGGACCCUGAAUCAUUCAUUACGAUUCAUCCAACCAAAAAGGAUAAUCGAGUUCUAGCCAAUGGAACAAGGGCCUCAACAGUCCCCAUCAAAUUAAGGACCUUCGUUGAGUUGGCAAUGGAUAUUUCAUCAGCAUCACCGCGACGUUACUUAUUCGAGGUAAUGAGUUAUUUUGCUACAGCCGAACAUGAAAAGGAAAGGCUUCAAUAUUUUGCAUCAGCUGAAGGAAGAGAUGAUCUGUACCAAUACAACCAAAAAGAACGAAGAACCGUUUUGGAGGUAUUACAAGAUUUCCCUUCUGUACAACUGCCGCUGGAGUGGUUGGUCCAGUUGGUUCCUCCAUUAAAAACAAGGGCUUUCUCCAUUUCAUCUUCUCCUUCAGCCCAUCCCAAUCAAGUCCACUUAACUGUGAAUGUUGUGUCAUGGAAAACGCCUUUUAAGAGGAAUCGAGCAGGGCUCUGCUCAAUGUGGCUGGCCAAUCUUGAUCCUAAUCAGGGUGCUUGUAUUCCGGCAUGGUUUCAGAAAGGUUCACUUCCUCCCCCACCACCAUCACUACCUCUCAUCCUCGUUGGACCUGGAACUGGAUGUGCACCAUUUCGUGGUUUUGUCGAGGAAAGAGCCAUUCAAAGUCGGUCUAUGUGGACUGCUCCCAUCAUUUUUUUCUUCGGUUGCCGAAAUGAGGAAAGUGAUUUUCUAUACAGAGAUUUUUGGUUAGAUCAAUCACAAAAUGAUGGGGUUCUCUCUGAUGCCAAGGGCGGGGGCCUUUUCGUUGCUUUUUCUAGAGACCAACCUCAGAAGAUAUAUGUGCAACAUAAGAUACGCGAGCACAGCCAAACGGUCUGGAAUUUGUUGAACUUGGGAACUGCUGUCUACGUUGCAGGUUCUUCAACCAAAAUGCCCACUGAUGUUUGGUCAGCCUUUGAAGACAUUGUAUCUAAAGAAGGUGCCGUUUCAAAGGAAUCUGCUGGUAGGUGGCUUAGGGCACUGGAGAAGGCUGGUAAGUAUCAUGUUGAAGCUUGGUCUUAAAUUUGUGUUGACUCCUCCUCAGACAGACAUUGGUGGAGGAUAAUGAGGCUGACCCCGCCUUGCGUGGAAGAGCUGUUUUGGGGUACUUUGAGUUUUUCGAUCUUCAAGCAACAAUACACAUCCUUCUUCUAAUCAGAAAGUCGAUUUUUUUCCCGGUGUUACCGGGCUUGCGAGCUCGAAGGAGGAUGAUCUUCAUUUAAUUUCUUAGAAACGCUUUACAAUAUGGUCUCUUGUAAUUUGGUGCUCGAUAUGAAGGGCUUAUAGAGAUGUUGGAAUGAUUGUUGUGAAAGGAAAAAGUGGACUCCCGUCGAGAUAUAUUGAUUUCCAAUAUAAGAUGUCCAUGAGACGUUUGAUUUCUCUGCCU